Messenger RNA from Lycium barbarum (goji berry), 1053 nucleotides. Its product is annotated as agamous-like MADS-box protein AGL21. Gene Ontology annotation, biological process: positive regulation of transcription by RNA polymerase II. The coding region runs from base 160 to 816 and encodes 218 amino acids. NCBI's taxonomy places the organism in Eukaryota, Viridiplantae, Streptophyta, Magnoliopsida, Solanales, Solanaceae. The transcript is spliced from 9 exons. The record is from RefSeq and is a predicted model, not a curated record. Gene Ontology annotation, cellular component: nucleus. Gene Ontology annotation, molecular function: DNA-binding transcription factor activity, RNA polymerase II-specific; RNA polymerase II cis-regulatory region sequence-specific DNA binding; protein dimerization activity.
AUAUAAGAAAGUAUAUCACCAUAUUCCAAGCACCACCAAUUGGGGGUCUUAGACUUCUCAUUUGGCUUAUAAAAACAUCUCCUUCCUGACUUUAAUGUGAGGCAAAUACUUCACCAAACUUCACCAGAGAGAGAAACCCUAGCAAGCAAGCUAAGAUAGAUGGGAAGGGGAAAGAUAGUAAUCCGAAGGAUCGAUAACUCAUCAAGCAGGCAAGUCACUUUCUCUAAGAGAAGAAAUGGAUUGUUGAAGAAAGCUAAGGAAUUAGCCAUCCUCUGUGAUGCACAAGUUGGAUUAGUCAUUUUCUCCAGCACUGAAAAGCUCUAUGAAUUCUCUAAUACUAGUAUGAAGUUAAUUAUUGAACGAUACAAUAAAACGAAAGAUGAACAUCAGCAAUUGCUCAACCCAGUAUCAGAACUGAAGAAAGAGGCAGCAAUUUUGCGGCAACAAUUACAGGAACUGCAACAAAUUAAUAGGCAAUUCAUGGGAGAACAGCUCUCUGGUUUGACUAUUAAGGACCUGCAAAAUCUGGAGGGUCAACUAGAAACAAGCUUAAGGGGAAUCCGUGUGAAAAAGGAGCAACUAUUACAUAAUGAGAUUCAAGAGCUGUCUUGGAAGGGGAGUCUAAGGCAUCAAGAAAAUUUGGACCUCUUCCAGAAGGCUUUUGGUACAAGGGAUGCAAAUGCAUUGAAUGGAAAUGCCAGUACACCUAAUUACUUUGGAAUUAGUAGGGAAGUGAAUGCCCCCAUCCAUCUGCAGUUAAGCCCGCCUGAGCCACACGAUUUUGAGAUACCUACAAGAGUAUCUAACUCAAGGUAAGGCCAAUGGGAAAAAUAAAGGUAAAUGACUGAAAAGUUUGAACUACUCAGCAGCAUAACAGAAAUCGCGAACAAUUUAAAAGCUAUAUGAUUGUUGGGUUGUUGUCAUGUAGUAACAAAGCGAGCUCAUAUUAUGAUGUGUAGUGCAUAUCUUACUCAUAAUGGAGUUAUACGUUAUCUAUGCUGCCAAUAUAUUUCGAGCAUUUGAUGUGCAUACUAAUAGAGCGCAAGUUCAUCA